AUGGCAGGAGCGAGGGGCAUUAUGCGCGUCUGCCCGCUGCUGGCGCUCGUGAUGCUGACGUGCGCUGCGCUGGCGCCACCCGCACAAGCCGCCUUUGGGGGUGGCGCCCGCAGCAGUGGCGGAUUCGGCAGCAGCAAGUCAUCCUCCAGCUUCUCGGGCAGCAGCAAGCCGGCCAUGGGCGUGCCGGUUUCGGGCGGUGGUGGGACUGUGACAGGGGUGCCGGUGUCAGGUGCAGGAACGUACAGGCCGGCGCCCGGCGCCGCCCUGCCCACUAUGCCAGUGAGCUCCGCUGCUGCCGGCAAAACGCCCGGCGGCUUCGGCGGCGCGGGCGCGGGUGCGGUCGGCGGCGCGGCCGUCGGCGGCGCGGCGAGCAGCGCGUACCGACAGCGGCCGUCCAGCCUGAUGCCGUUUGCGAUGGGCGCGUUCGCAGGCACUGCGGCGUACGCUCUGCUCUCCUCCGACCCCAGCGCCAAGUGCAACGGCAUGCGCCCCGAGUGCUACAAGAACGUCUGCACGCAGGCUCUGAACGACUGCCCGGCGGCGAAGGGGCAGGCGCUGGCCCUUACAAAGUGCCCGAGCUCGACGCACACAGAGUGCUGGAAGUCGACAAACUCGUCCUUCCUGUGCCUGGGGCGCCCGCGGCCGUCGUCAGUUGAGAACGUGGAAUCAUUUUGUGAGCAGCCAGGCCAGAGCGUCAACGGCACGGGGAACACGGUGCUCGCCCCGAUGAACGGCGCGGGCGCGGCUGGCCGCGGCGCAGGCGCGCUCGGCGCCGCGGUCGUCGGCGCGGCGGCGCUGAUGCUGCUGCUCGCGGCGUGA
This is a messenger RNA of Monoraphidium neglectum, 819 nucleotides long. RefSeq lists its product as hypothetical. Bases 1 to 819 code for a protein of 272 amino acids. The record is from RefSeq and is a predicted model, not a curated record. The transcript is spliced from 2 exons. Lineage: Eukaryota; Viridiplantae; Chlorophyta; Chlorophyceae; Sphaeropleales; Selenastraceae.